Drosophila takahashii is the source of this 4547-nucleotide messenger RNA. RefSeq names its product formin protein cappuccino (gene capu). Gene Ontology annotation, biological process: actin nucleation; cortical actin cytoskeleton organization. Lineage: Eukaryota; Metazoa; Arthropoda; Insecta; Diptera; Drosophilidae. The record is from RefSeq and is a predicted model, not a curated record. Gene Ontology annotation, cellular component: cytoplasm; cytoskeleton; actin filament. Gene Ontology annotation, molecular function: microtubule binding; actin filament binding.
UGUCACACCUUUUUUUUGGUCAAAAUGAUAAGAUACAAAGUCGAAGAGUGCUGUCCGAUUCUUUUGGUCAUAGCCAUCACUUUGUUGGCCCUUCUGCAGUGGGGAAUUCGUUUCACAAUUAAGCCCAAAAUAUCAAGCACACCGAAAAAUGCAAUAAAAAGUGGAGUAAGCAACGGAGGGAGGAAAGGCGUGUCCGCUGCCCAGCACGACCACAACAACAACAACAAAAUGGGGAAUUCGCAAAAUCGGUCGGCGAACACCGAUGAAAAGUCACCGCCAGGUGGCGCCAGUCUGGUGCGGAUGGGCGUCGCAGGGGGCGGCGGCGGAGUGGGCGUGGCCCUGGCCGAAAGGCGGAACAGUCGAGUUCGCGUCCUCAGCCGCUUGAUGGGUCAGAAGCGCAUUCGCGAGGCAUUCCUACACUCGCCGAAAAUGGGAUCGAGUUUGGAGGUCAAUUUGGAGGGCGGCGGCGACGGAAGUAGCGAUUGGACCGCAGCGGAAGCGGAAGUGGAGCAUGGACAAUUGGAUGCCAGUGCCGAAACCAUCGAUUUUCACGACGUGGUCAGUUUGGAUUACACCGAUUCGCUAGAAUACCACAAUUGCAGCAGCGAUGAUUGUUGCUAUGCCUCCAACGACACCCUAACUCAGCAUCAAAAUUUGGGAACGCAGCAGCAACAGCGACAGAGGCAACUUCAUCAUCAUCCGAAUCAUAAUAAUCAUAAUACCAACCAUCAAAAUAAUCGCCAUUAUCCGUACGAUCGGAGAUCGUUGUGCACAAGUUGUUCAAGCAAUGAUUCCCUAUUCACAGAUCCCGUCGACGAACUGAUCAUAAACAAGCACUAUUUAAAUGCAGCUAAAACGGAAAUAGAUCAAAAAUCGAAGCGCGAUCGUCCACUGAGCGAAAUAAGCGUGACUUCGGUGGACACACUAUCGCCGAAUACGGCAAAGGCAGUUCUUGAGCUGCAGAAACGCUGUCGAGCCGAUAAAUUGGCCUGCCUGAGCUUAACCCGAGUCACCUACCUCAGCAUCGCAGCCAAUGAUCUGCAGGAAGUCGAUCCGGAUCAGGAUCAGGAUCAGGCGGAUCAGGCAGCUAUAUUGCUCAAUACCGAUCUUCUGGUAGCACCCAAUAGCCCGGCGGAAAGUUCGCCGGACGAGGAACUAAUGGCCCUGCAAUUGGGCAAAAAGUUGGCUCAGGUUUUGGGCAGUGGAACGGGUACUCCUUUAUCGCCGGCAAAUAUGGAGGGAUCCGGAGGUACCAGGGUUGAUUCGCCCUUGGGAAAUGGGGAACUUUUCAAUGUCUCCAAGGCAAAAAAGGUCGAGCUACAGAACCUAUCCUCCCGAUUCACAGCCGCCGUCAGUCAAACACCGCCAGGUGUUUCAUCAUUAUCAACACCAAACGAAACAGGAGCUACAGGACUUUCGGGACCUUCGUCGUCGUCUCUGGAAACGCAAUCAACUGUUAUAAUUUCGUUUAAAUCAUCUCAAACACCUGUGCAGUCUCAAACGAAUUCUGCAGCAGCAUCAGCCUGUGAAAAUGUUGAGGAUGACACGGCGCCCCUGCCACUCCCACCGCCGCCCCCCGGCUUCGGCACGCCCACCACGCCCCUUUUGUCGAGCAAUGUGCUAAAGAAGGUCGCCAGCUUCACGGUCGAGAAAUCUUCGGCUGGCAAUAAUAGCUCCAAUCCCCCGAAUUUGGUCCACCCCGCCAAUGAUGAGACCACCCUGUUGGCCACUCCAAUCUCCUCAUCGCUGCUGGUGGCAACCCUGCCACCAGACAUCACCGGGGGCGUGGUCGGAGGAGGUGGAGCCAGUUCGCGACGCGGCUCAUCUUAUGUACCGGAAAAGUUAAGCUUCGCUGCAUAUGAAAAGUUCGAAGGUCAAAUGCUGGUGAAAUGGCUAGUCUCAACGAUGCAAAGCAACCCGAAGAGUUCCAUCAGCGACACAAAUCAGGAGCUAUUCAAUUCUCUGGUGAUGCAAUUCUGCAAUAAUCUCAAAUAUGUCGGCGUCCUCAAGCAGAUCUCCAAUGAGCACUUGGAUUGCGGAUUUAGCCCGUAUGAGAUGUAUCAGUGGACGCACACGGAGCAGCCGACUACAUCCUUACCAUUGACUCCCGGAAAACUGGACAGAGUGACGGCUUGGCCAUUUUCCAGCACACCGUCGGGAGUUCGAGCGUUGGAAUCGGCAUCCCUGGCUUCCCUGGGCACAGGUGCUAUUGGUGGAUCGCUGGCCACCAUUGCCACUGCAUCCACGGCAACCUCGGACAAUCAGAAGACCCUGCAACAGAUCCUCAAGAAGCGUCUGCUGAACUGCACCACUUUGGCCGAGGUUCAUGCGGUGGUCAAUGAACUGCUGAGCAGUGUGGAUGAGCCACCGCGACGUCCCUCGAAGAGAUGUGUGAAUCUCACCGAUCUGCUUAAUGCCAGUGAGGCUACAGUUUAUGAAUACAAUAAAUCGGGAUUGGAGGCGGCGGGUUUGAAGAGUUUCGCGGAUGUGGAAACUCAAACGGAAGAGGAGGAUUGCGAAGGUGCCUGCAAAUGCGGGCAAACCUCGAAGGAAAAUCCACAGGAAAUUGAGGAAAAUAAGGAAAAGUCACAGGGACCACCUCCACCUCCUCCACCGCCUCCUCCGCCGCCACCUGCUUUUGGAAUCCCUGCUUCUACUACUGCUCCUCCACCACCGCCUCCUCCGCCUCCUCCUCCUUUGGCCAAUUAUGGAGCACCACCUCCGCCGCCACCCCCUCCACCCGGCAGUGGCAAUGCCCCGCCCCCGCCUCCACCCGCGCCCUUGGAAGUGGGCGGGGCAAUACCUCCUCCACCACCGCCCAUGAGUGCAUCCCCCUCAAAGACGCCGAUCUCACCCGCACCGCUUCCCGAUCCCGCCGAAGGCAAUUGGUUCCAUCGCACAAAUACGAUGCGCAAGAGCGCCGUUAACCCGCCGAAGCCGAUGCGUCCUUUAUAUUGGACGCGGAUCGUGACGAGUGCCGCCCCGCCUGCGCCACGCCCCCCCUCAGUAGCAAAUUCCACGGAUAGUACGGAAAACAGUGGCAGUUCACCGGACGAACCGCCGGCUUCUAGCGGAGGAGGAGAGGCCACGCCCACAGCUGCCCCACCGCCCACCAAGGAAAUCUGGACGGAGAUCGAGGAGACACCUCUCGAUAAUAUCGAUGAGUUUACGGAGCUAUUUUCCCGCCAAGCAAUGGCACCCGUUAGCAAACCCAAGGAACUGAAGGUCAAGAGGGCGAAAUCGAUCAAAGUUUUGGAUCCUGAGAGAUCCCGAAAUGUGGGGAUUAUCUGGAGGAGCCUGCAUGUCCCGUCCAGCGAAAUCGAGCAUGCCAUCUACCAUAUAGACACAUCGGUGGUCAGUUUGGAGGCCCUGCAGCACAUGAGCAACAUCCAGGCGUCGGAGGAUGAACUGCAGCGGAUUAGGGAGGCAGCUGGCGGCGAAAUACCCCUCGAUCAUCCCGAGCAGUUCCUCCUCGAUAUAUCCUUGAUUUCCAUGGCCAGCGAGAGAAUCUCGUGCAUUGUCUUCCAGGCGGAAUUCGAGGAGUCCGUCACGCUGUUAGUUCGAAAAUUGGAGACAGUAUCGCAACUUUCACAGCAGCUGAUCGAAAGUGAGGAUCUGAAGCUGGUCUUCUCGAUAAUCCUAACGCUGGGCAACUAUAUGAACGGGGGCAAUCGACAGCGCGGACAGGCCGAUGGCUUCAAUCUGGAUAUUCUGGGCAAGCUGAAGGAUGUCAAGUCCAAGGAAUCGCACACCACCCUGCUGCACUUCAUCGUUCGCACCUAUAUUGCGCAGCGGCGGAAGGAGGGAGUGCAUCCCCUGGAGAUCCGAUUGCCCAUCCCAGAACCGGCGGAUGUGGAGAGAGCCGCCCAAAUGGAUUUCGAGGAGGUGCAGCAGCAGAUCUUCGAUCUCAACAAGAAGUUUUUGGGUUGCAAAAGGACCACCGCCAAGGUUCUGGCCGCUUCCCGUCCGGAAAUCAUGGAGCCCUUCAAGUCCAAAAUGGAGGAGUUCAUGGAGGGGGCGGACAAAUCGAUGGCGAAGCUCCACCAGUCGCUCGACGAGUGUCGCGAGUUGUUCCUGGAGACAAUGCGAUUCUAUCACUUUUCGCCCAAGGCCCGCUCUUUAACGUUGGCCCAGUGUACACCCGAUCAGUUUUUCGAGUACUGGACAAAUUUCACCAAUGAUUUCAAGGACAUUUGGAAGAAGGAGGUCACCAGUCUCUUGAACGAAUUGAUGAAGAAAUCGAAGCAGGCCCAAAUAGAGUCCCGUCGCAACGUCUCCACCAAGGUGGAAAAGUCCGGACGGAUUUCUCUCAAGGAGCGCAUGCUUUUGAGGCGCGGCAAAAACUAGUUAGUUAACGUAGGCUCUAAGCAACGCGAUAGCAUUAUAUUUUUUAUUUCUAGUUGCUUUUUAUUAUUACACUAUUGCUAAGAAAAAUUCUCGUUACUUGGAUUCAUUCUCCACUAAUUGUUAAGUUACAAAAUUGUAUAAAAACUUUAAACGCAGGCGUGGCUCUAAAAAUAAAAUGUCAUCUUGCUAUUGUGAUCGUA